AUGCUGUGCUGCUUGGCCGCCGCCAGUGAAGCUGAUGAUGCCACCGAGUUCAAAGUUGACGUGGCGCAGCCGGGUGUUGGAGACGGUGUGAAGUAUGGCAUCAACAUUCCCAAGGAGUACUUGGAAAGACUUUGGGUGGACCCUGACUUUCCUCCGACCCAUGUCUCCUUAGGUCUUGCCAAGGAGAAGGCCUUGAGCGUAGCAGGAAGGUUGGUGAACCAUGCCUGGUGUCCAAUUUCCUACUCCAAGCCCGAUCUUCCAUUGUUUGCCGGGACCAUUGAUCCAACAUCAUUGGGCCAGGGUGCCUUGGGAGAUUGCUGGCUUAUCACUGCAAUCUCUACCAUGGCAGAAUACCCCGAAUCGUUGAAACAGCUCUUUCUCACCAAGAAGCACAAUGAGAUCGGGCAGUAUGUCCUUCGGCUCUAUGACGCCGAAGACGGUGAGUGGCUGGAUGUGAAGGUCGACUCCCUUGUUCCUAUCGACUUGGGGGGCGGCAUGGCCUACGAAGGGAAGCCCCUUGUUUAUGUGAACCCCACCAAGCAGGAGGUGUGGAUGUGCGUCCUGGAAAAGGCCGUGGCCAAGCUUUUUGGCAGCUAUGCUCAGCUGAAUGGCGGAUUGGUAGGCACUGGAUGGACGGCCAUGACAGGGUGCACCGAUAUCCAGAACUAUGAAGGGAAUGGUGAGACCUUCAAGAAGUUGCGUAGCGGCUUUGACCUGCAGCUGUUGGAUGCAGAAUGGGACAAGCAGCGCGAGAAAGAGCACGCGCUUAUGAAUGCAGAAGAGUUCUUCAAGCUGCUUGAUGAGUUUGAUGGCAGGCACUUCCUCAUGUGUUGCGGCAUCAUCGCCAAGAAGAAUCCCAACCUCAAGGAGAAUGUGGAUGAUGAGGGCAGUGAGGGCACCUGGGAGAACGGCCUCUACACCAAGCACGCCUAUGCGAUCCUGGGAACCUAUGAGGGCCAUGGGGUGCAGUUGAUCCGAUGCCGAAACCCUUGGGGCACAAGCAAGGAGUACGACGGUGAUUGGGGUGAUCAGUCCUCCAAGUGGAAGGAGUUUCCAGAAGUGGCCAAAGAAGUGAAGUUUGAGCCGCGCGCAGAUGGUGUUUUCUGGAUGUCAGCCAAAGAUUUCUGCUCCAACUUCACAAACGUGCAGGUGCUGAAGCAGAGCAUGCCCGGACCAAAAUCCGUGGAGCUCCCCUACGAGGCGGCGCGGGCCAAGAAGAUGAAAGAAGACGCUGAACGGCUUCAACGGGUCAAAGCCGAGCUCUACGAGAAUGGUGGAUGGUACACAGGGGAAGCUGUGAGUUGGCGAGGUGGAGAUCCACAGCCAGGCAUGCGCAUCUAUGAAGACCCUGAGACGUUCAAGUAUGUUGCCAAGAGGCUCGUGGAGUUAUGGGGAUGCCCUGAUUUCAUGUCCAAGGACUUUUCAGAGCACGCCAGAACCAAGCUGCCCCCAGUACUCAGGAAGGAAUUGAUAGACCGGCACAGGGCUACGGCCCCCAAAGGGCGACGCUAA
Symbiodinium natans is the source of this 1512-nucleotide messenger RNA. The record is from the annotation of a GenBank genome assembly. NCBI's taxonomy places the organism in Eukaryota, Dinophyceae, Suessiales, Symbiodiniaceae.